CUCGGAGGGAUGGUGUUCCCGGCAGAGCAGAGCUGCGGCCCCCGCCGCCUCCGCGGGUGCUGAGACGGGAUUUUCGUGGUGCGGCUCCCGGGCUCCCAGCUUCAUGACUGCGCGGAGCGGGGAGUCGCCAACACCAUGCGAGCGCAAAUUGAAGUGAUACCAUGCAAAAUUUGUGGUGAUAAGUCCUCUGGAAUACACUAUGGAGUCAUCACAUGUGAAGGCUGCAAGGGAUUCUUUCGGAGGAGUCAGCAGAACAAUGCCUCCUACUCCUGCCCAAGGCAGAGAAACUGUUUAAUUGACAGAACCAACAGAAAUCGUUGCCAGCACUGCCGACUGCAGAAAUGUCUUGCCCUGGGAAUGUCUAGAGAUGCUGUGAAAUUUGGAAGAAUGUCCAAAAAGCAGAGGGAUAGCUUGUAUGCUGAAGUGCAGAAACACCAGCAGCGAUUGCAGGAACAGCGGCAGCAGCAGAGUGGCGAGGCAGAAGCCCUUGCCAGGGUUUACAGCAGCAGCAUCAGCAAUGGCUUGAGCAACCUGAAUAAUGAAACAGGCAGCACCUACUCAAAUGGGCAUGUCAUCGACCUGCCAAAGUCUGAGGGUUAUUACAACGUGGAUUCUGCCCAGCCUUCUCCAGAUCAGUCGGGAUUAGACAUGACUGGAAUCAAACAGAUAAAGCAGGAACCUAUCUAUGACCUUACCUCUGUACCAAACUUGUUUACCUACAGCUCAUUCAACAAUGGGCAGUUAGCUCCGGGGAUAUCCAUGACUGAAAUAGAUCGAAUUGCACAGAAUAUCAUUAAAUCUCAUUUGGAGACUUGCCAAUAUACAAUGGAGGAACUACACCAGCUAGCAUGGCAGACCCACACGUAUGAAGAAAUUAAGGUUUAUCAGAGCAAGACCAGAGAAGCUCUGUGGCAACAGUGUGCCAUUCAGAUCACACACGCUAUCCAGUACGUUGUGGAGUUUGCGAAGCGGAUAACAGGUUUCAUGGAGCUCUGUCAGAAUGACCAAAUUCUUCUCCUUAAGUCAGGCUGCUUGGAAGUUGUUUUGGUGAGAAUGUGCCGUGCCUUCAACCCACUCAACAAUACCGUUUUGUUUGAGGGAAAGUAUGGAGGGAUGCAAAUGUUUAAAGCCUUGGGUUCUGAUGAUCUGGUGAACGAAGCAUUUGACUUUGCAAAGAAUUUAUGUUCCUUACAGCUGACUGAGGAGGAGAUUGCCUUGUUUUCAUCUGCAGUUCUGAUAUCACCAGAUCGAGCCUGGUUAAUAGAGCCAAGGAAGGUCCAGAAGCUUCAGGAAAAAAUAUACUUUGCACUUCAGCAUGUGAUCCAGAAGAACCAUCUUGAUGAUGAGACUUUGACAAAGUUAAUAGCCAAGAUACCAACCAUUACUGCACUUUGCAACUUGCACGGAGAGAAACUACAGGUAUUUAAACAGUCUCAUCCAGAUAUAGUGAACACACUGUUUCCUCCCUUAUAUAAGGAGCUUUUCAAUCCAGACUCAACCACUGGCUGCAAGUGAAGGGGAUAAUAAAAUUUUCACGUAGUCAUGGAAUGCAUCACUGUUAAGACAAAAAGAAAUGUUUUCAUAAUGAACUUAUUAAAAAUGUCACUACUGCAACACUAGGAAUGUUCUGCACUUAAUAGAAUUAUUUUUCACCGCUACAGUUUGAAGAAUGUAAAUAUGCAACUCUGAGUGGGGAUGUCCUUUUUCUCUUUUCUUUGUUUACUUUUUUUUUUUUUUGAACUGACAAUGAAUAUAAAAUAUAGUACACUGGGUGUUACCUUUUUUUUUAAUUUUAUUUUAUUGGGAUAUGUUUUGGGAGACAACUGUUCAUAGAAUUUUAUUGUAGAUAUAAAUGAGAAUAGAGCAGUACUUUGCAGUAUUACUCUUGCUGUUUAUUGUUCAAAUAUAAUUUAAGAAAAUUCCACUUAUUAGACUUGCCUAUUUCUAUGUUUUUAGAUAGUUUAAUGCAUGUGGAAAUUUGUAGCUGUCUUGGAAAUUAUUGUGCAUGUAUGAAAUACGUAUAUAUAUAUGUAUAUGUGCUAUAUACUUAUAUAUAUAUAUAUAUAUGUAUGUAUUAUAUGCAUACAUGCUGUAGCUUAAAAGUCCCAUGCCUACUUUUAAAGGAUGCUCAGCCAGGCUGUCACGCAUUUCUUGCUCUCCAAGUAAUGUAUUAGAUUUACUUUGGGCAAUCACAAUUUGCUUUACCAGUCAGAGUUAAAUCAUCAUCUGCCAAUGUGUAAUGACAGGAUCACUCCUGAGACAUGUAAUGUAGUGCAUGCAUGCAGUCUGUAAAUGAAACAUCAGGAAUGUAUCAAUGGUGCAAAAGCCUUGUCUGGAUGAUUUUAGUGGAGAGAAGAAAAGCUUUUUCGGAAUUCUCCCUGUCACAGGGAUACAGCACAUAUAAAAGUGAACGUUUUAGGACAUGAUGUCAGUGAAGUGUCUGAAACACAGAAUAAAAACAUAGACUGUCCCACCCACACAUUUUUCUGAUUCCACAAAAGAUUUUAUUUUAUAUAUACUUCUUUGAAAAGUGGUUUCAAGACUUGGCUUGUUUUUUGCUUAACUCAAUGGAAAGACUUAGUGAACUCAGCGAAAACCAUUGUAAGCCUAAAACGUAGCUCUGAGGGAGAGAGGGAGGGAGGGAGGGAGGGAGGGAGGAGGAAAGUCAAAGCAAGCAAUGGCCAUGGUUACAAAGUGAACAUAACUAUCACUAUUUCUGACAUAGCCUCAUCUAGAUGAGACUGAUGGUUUCCAUUCCACAUAUAGAUAUAUAUAUGUUGCAUGCACAUACACUUAUGUGUCUAUAUAUAUACACAUACAUCAGGAUGAUUUUAUGCACUCUUCAGGAGGCAAGCAAAAGAUUCAGGCUAUCUUUCUGUCUCUCUUUGAAUUGAUUUUAUGUGCAUUUAUUUGUUUGCAAAACCAAAGGCAAACAUAGGAGGGAGUUAGGAAACAGAAUGACUACUACAGACCUGAAGAUGGGGAUUUAUUAAAUUUAACCGCAGUCAUGAUUAAUAUAUUUGGAGUCUGCCAGAGAUAAAAAACAUAAACUUUUUGCCUGUGGAAGAACAGGUAUUCAGUUCCUGUCACGGCUCUGUCCUUAACGUCACUUUUACCUGUUGUGAGCUUUUCCUGAGAAGUCUCUUCAGGGGACACCAGCGGAGGAAAUAGAACAGAAAUAAGAAGAUGCAGAAAUAAGUGAAAAAGAAAUGAAGCAAAUGCAGGGUCAUAAGCAGACGCAUUUCUUUAUUUCAAAUCACAUUGAAGGCAAUGCGAGCUGAGGCCGGGUGAGGAGGAGCAUGCUGGCAGGCAGGCUGAAGGCCCCACUGUCUGCCAGGUCACUCCCAGAGCAGUGCUGCUGGGAGCCCAUGGGGACGCAGCUGGGCCUCAUGGUGGGUGCAGAAACUUGGCUUGUGGCAGCGAUAACUCAAGGCCUCUGGCUUUUCCAGGAGACCACGCAGCUCCUGUAUCAGUCCAGUGCUCCAUUUUCUGCAUCAUCUAGUAAUUCAAUGCCUAUUUCAGGCACACUUGAUAUGGUUUCCCCCAGCCCUCCACCAACCAGUUUGCAAGUAUACAUGCACUGUUUUAGCACUCCGAGACCUGAUACAAGAGCAGUUACAAUCUCCCAGCUAAUAAAUAUUUAAGUCCAUUCCAACUUAUAUAUAUAUGUAACCUGCACAAGCAAGUUAGUUGUGCUGAGAAGAAUUUUGUUGUGAACAUGACACAAUCUUCCAAAUUACUUGGUCCUAUACAAAAUAAAUCUCUAAAACACCUUUUUCUUCCACCAAAUUCAGAGUAUGUUUUCUGAUCAUUACAUUGAAAUGUCUUCGGUUAACAUAGUAAAACAUUGCUCUUGAUUCUUCUUUAUACCACUUAAACCCUAAGACUGGCAUCCUCUUAGAAGGUGAUUUAUCUGCUUGCAGCCUUUUACAUGGCAAAUCUGUGAAUAGGACUCCAAAUUCCACCUCUUUCUAAUAUCAAAAAACCAUAACUAACCAUAUUUAUGCAUGGUCAACUUGAACGUAUUUGGAAAAAAAAAAGUCAAGUUAAACUGAAUCCCACAGGAGUUCAAUUUUAACUGCAGGGGAUUCAUGUUUUUCUUCUCUUUUUCAAUACAAGAACAUUAUCUAUCUAUCUAUCUAUCUAUCUAUCUAUCUAUCUAUUCGUUUGAAGUCCUUUAUAAACUCAUUCUCAGUAUAUUAUAAGUAACAUAUUCAGCUAAGUCACAGGAUAUAGAAUGUGAUAAAUAUUACUGUUCUUAUUGUUGAUAAAUGAGGUUUGUUAUGUUUAGAAACAAUCCGCAAUUAUGUAUUACAUCUUGAAAAUGUUUUAUUCUUUUCAAACAAGCUAAUCAGUCUUUAGCUGACUUAUGUCUUAGGCAGGAUGGCAAAAUGGACAUCACCAGUGAAAAUUACAUAUUAUUUAAUAAUUAUCCAUAGGGAAUUUCAUCCUUAAAGCACUAUUCUUAAAUCACUGCAACCUCAUGACCUCUUCAGUAAGGUUUGACCAAAUCAGUAAGGUUUACUUACCCUUUUUUAAAGAUAAAGAAAUGAAGGUAAAGAAGUUAAAUGACUUACCAGAAACCACAAAGGUAGCAGUGUACAGUCUGGGGUGAGAAAUCGAUUCUCUCCUUUUGUCGUAAAACCAUGAAGAAUCUGGUAUGCAAAAAUCCUCAUUGUCAUUGAUAGGCAAUAGCCUGUACAAACAAUUACAAAUAUUGCUAAACAAAUUAUUAUCUUAAAAUAAUGUUAAUUAUGAACAGCUUGUUCUACUUUUGUUUCUACUUUUACAGAAUUUGAGGAAGUAAUUCUGUUAUUUAUUUGAGAAACAGAAAAUUAUUCUCAUACAUUAUUUAUUUGUGCUAAUUAGAGCUGAUAACAUUUAAUUUUCUGUGAUUUUGGACUGACUACAUAGGUCAAGUAGUACUUCUCCUGCCCUUCAUUGACUGAGUAUAGAAUAACAAAAAAUUACCACAUGCUACAGACUGGAUUUUUGUUGUCAAUGUUCAUACAAAGUCAUUUGUACACAGUUUCAAAUUCUCAGUGUUGGAUUUUUUAUGUUCCAGUUAUCCAAGUAAAUAACCACAGACCACUCACAAAAUGCAUUUCAGACAAUAUUGGUGCACUGUUUUAUUUCUUGUUGGCUUUCAUUAGUAUGCAACAAUAUCUGAAGCCCUUCAAUUAAAUCUCUAGAACUGGAACUUGUCACACCUGCUCUGUGUAGUAAUUGGUUAUGUUUGUUGAUUUUUUUAGUGACAAGCUCUUCACACAGGACACAAUUUUUAAUGACUGAUUAAUUCUUGAUAUUUAACAUAUUUAAAACAUAUAUUGAAUCUUCUAGAAUUGCUCUCAGAUAAUUGAACCACAUUGAUCUAAAUUUUCCUUGGCAUCAAGCAGGCAGAUGUAGACUGUUAUACUGCCACAGAGACUUCACUUUGGUGUAAAUGUCACUCUAGCCAGCUCUUUGCAUAAAGAAUUAAUUCCAAGAGUCAUAUUCUCUUCUAAUGGAAAGAAUGCUUUAGUGAUUGCUAAGGAAAAAAAAUAAAAUAAAAAAGGAAAAAAAGGAAAAAGAAAAACAAACCAACACAAACAAACAGGGUAAUAGAAGGCAUUCAGUUGAAUCAACUAGUUUCCAAAAACAAUAUGUAUUUUAAGAUCGCUUUAUGAUAGGCAGCAUUUAGGAAUUGAUUUGGCAUGUUGUCAAGCUCCCUGAGCUCUAACUAGGUCCGCUAAAAAUGGAGGCAUCUCAGCACAGCACAGAAGGUGCUCAACCCCUCACAAAGUCAGACCUUUGAUGUUAAGAGGUCCCCUCUGAGCUUUGUGGAGCACAGUCAGAUGUCAUCAUACUUGCUCUUUAAUGCUUUUCCUUCACACUUUCUGCUGUUCAUUUCUGCUGCAUUUCACAGGGACCAGUUUAUUCUCUCUGUUGUGCCUUGAGCACCAAUGCUGUCUCAAUGCCUGUGCAAGGUUAUGGUGCUCCAGUUGGAGCAGCUACUGGAUUUGCCUGUGAAUAUAAGCUUUAUUAAAUGACUUUCGUUGUUCAUUUUCAUGGUAGCAGCAUGCACAGCUGUACAUUUCCUUUUGGGUUAAUUUUGCUAGUAUUUCUGACACACAAACUUCUACACAAAGAGGAUGCAAAGCCGUUCCCACAUGCUGGCCCCUCAGCUUCCCACCACUGAGCUGUAGAAGCUGCUCCAAGGCUGCAGCACUCUGCAAAGCAGUCAGGCAGCACAGCUAGAGAAGUGUAGCUGAUUAUUACGUUCUCCAGUCUUUCUCACCGCCCCUCCCACGCCCCCCCCCCCCCGUAAAGCUGUGCUACAAAGCACAGAUGAAACACAUCCAGGCUCCCUGCAUCUUCCUUCCCUCUGACUGUGCAUUGAUUGUGCCAUUUCCAGAAGGACCAAGGUCCAGCCUGGAAGCAGAUUAUUUUCAGAGUCAUUGCCUAUUAGACAUCAUAGGAAUAUAGCACUGCACAAUCAGACCAAACUGAAACAUGGCACAAUCUUUUUUAAGUACAUGUGAAAUGGAAACCUGAGAUGGCUUUCUUUUCCUGACAGUAACAGAGUAUACACACCUACCAACCUAUCCCACCACUUUCUGCCUCCACUCUGGAGACUUACUUCUAUCUCUGAUAUCUACUACAAGCAGCAUGUUGGAGACCCAGUCCUCUUCUUUCUUUUUUAUGUUUCAUGCUUUGUAAAUGACAAUCACUGCUUGAUGCAGAUAUUGCACUGUAUGCCACUCAGGGAUGUUUCAUUAUUAAAAAUAGCUAUAUAAGUAUAAUGGUGAUGAUAAGGAAGAGAAUGCUAGAGGCUUUGAAGGGCACUGGUUGAGCUGCCCAAAUGAACACAACCCAGACAAGGCUUUCAAGCCAGUGAAGUAAUAUUGUUAUAAACUGUUAUAAACUGAAUUCACUGUCAGAGUUUCCUCAGUUUGGUGCAGGAUUUACUUAACUUGUUUCACAGUUAGUGGAGCACUACUGACCCGUCAGUUUAUGGUGUUAAGUCCUUUUGGAAACAAAAUGCAAGCAAGCUUUCUAUGAGUUACUGAAUUUAGGCAAUUGACAAAAGAAAGUGCUGUUUAAAGGUACUGAGUUUAGGUACCGUUAAUGUGAGCUCAUAUUCAGAAUUGCUGCAGGCAUGUAAGAAGAAAGGCUAAGAUGUGGAAUAAAUGAUAACGUCAACAAUGGCAGCAAUGGUUUUGCUGAGCUACCACAUGGAGAAAUGCCUAUAUAGAUCGAAUAGUAUAAAAUUGUCUAACAGCUACCCUUUCCUCUCAGCAAUACACAAUGUCACAGCUACCCCCAGGCCUUUGUAGCAAUGCUUCUCCAUGACAUGACCAGUCCUCUUCUCAUCCCAAGGGAAAAAAAAAAAAAAAAAACUUUUUAAAACUGCAUUGGUGAAAAAACUCCCAUUUCCUAGUAAUGAGAGAUGAGAAAUGCACUUCUGCUAAUGCCUAACUUUACACUAAAUAUUUUCAUAGACCUACCUUUUCAAGAACUCAUACAAAAAGGUAAAUUUCAGUGGAUUAUCGUGCCAGCCCUUGAUUUAAUUUCAUUUCUCCACACAAUAGGUUUUCCUCAGCUCUAAUAAUGACCACUGUUGCUAUUCUUUUAGUGAGUAUGUAUGAGUUCUGACUCUUUCCAUCUUCUGAAAUCACUACACCUAGAGAUGAGUGGGCAACCACAUCAGGAGGUGGAAAGAAGAGGCCAAUAUCCCUAUGCAUAAAGGCUUUCAUAAUAGUAUUCUUCACUGACUGUCCCAUGGCAACUUUAGUUUUAAUUUUCAGGUUGCUGGGAGCUAUGUCUAAAUGACUAAAAUUCUUGCUAGCAUGAUAACUGCCCAUAAAAAAGAACAAUCUUCUGGCCAAAGAAUCUUGCCUCUCUUUUCUUCUCCUUUUACUCUUAGUUCAUAAUGAAUGAGGCCUGGAGUGCUGAAUGACUCACCUUUGCUCUUUCUCAAAGAUGAUAUUCACCUGCAGUCUGCAAGGAAGGCUGCACCCAGUAGACAGGAAGCAGGCUCCUUCCUCCUCUUCCUCCCAGCCUCCAUGUCCUCAUUUAGCUGUACUGUCCCUGGAAGUCAGAAUUAUGGGAAUAAACCCUAAAUUUACCGUCCCAGAUAUGGUCUGCAGCAGACCAUUUAACCAAAAGAACCAAUCAUAUAUGCAGUCUAAACUGCAGACAAAAGCUCUUGUGAUGUAAAAUUUCUCCAGUGGUAACUCAUGGAUCAGUAACUCACUUAAAAAGGCAGCCCAAAUGUUCAGUGACAUAAUGGAUGUGUCAGUGUCGUGUAAACAAUCCUUCCAUUUUGCGUGUGCUGACAGAAUAAAGCAAUGCACAAAAUGCACUGGGAAAGGAAGGUUAUUUCCCGGGUGUUACGGCAGGCAGUGAGGGUAAUACUGCUUACAGUGAGUUCAGUAACACAAUGUACUACAUUUGCAUAAUUCCGUCAUCGUCACAGUUCAAGCACAGUACAUAGGAGGAGAAAGAAAACAUCAUUGGAUAUAGCAGCAAUAAAUAAAUUAUAAGUGUUUCUUUGUAAUUGUACAUGCAGAAAAUGUUUGCUUUGCACGUGGUCUUCGGUAGAAUAACAUAAAGAAAAAAUCAUCUAGUGUAGAUAUCACAAUGUUUUUGCGUAUUUCUUGGAAGCAUUGGGUGGAGCUGCUAAUUUGUGAUCGAAGAUACUGCUGUUGGAAAAAAAAUGUAUGUGCUUCAAGAAAAGGCUGAGACCCUUGUUUAUGGCUAUACAUUGGCAACAGUAAAGUAUGCUCAAUAUAAAACUCUUUCUGGACAGAAUGAAAGAAUUGUCUCCUAAUUUUCAAUAUUGUGAUCAUGUUGGUCCCUUGUUAUUUGACCAACGAAAAACUGACUGCACGGAAAAACAAGCAGGGCCAGAUGGGCAACCGCAAAGAACAGGCUUUACCUUGAAGACUGUUUCAGACAAAACCAGCUUAUUUAAAAUAAAAAUAAAUAAAUAAAUAAAUAAAUGAAUAAAAAUAAUAAAUAAAAAUAAAAAAGCACUUAUACUUGUCUUGAUUAGACACACAGCUUAAUAAGUCAAAGUUACUACAUUAGGCUGUCAGCUUCUAUGGGGAUUCAGAUUCAGAUGCACUACAGUUGUGUUUUUUUUAAUGUGUCACUUCAAUGUCAGAAUCAGGCAAAAAAGGUGUUUUGUUGUUAAUCAGAAAUGUUAAUAAUAUGUUACCCUAUGAAGUGUGGACUACAUAUUCUCGUGCAGUAGACAGGGAUUUAUUCAUGGACUUAUUCUUAAAAUUCACGGAGUAUCAUAGCAAGUGAACUAGUGGUGGUAGUCUUUGCCCCAUGCAUGACUGCAAUGUGUCCUCUGGUAUGCUACAGGGAGUGAGUGGCUCUGUGAUUGUACUUCUGGCCACAAAUAAAGCACAACAGAAUUCUAAGUAAGCACCCAGAUAAAUCAUGCACAUGGGGUGUUUUGAGAUUUAUGCUAAUCGCUGUGAGAUAAUUCCCAUGUUAAACUAAUUACUCCAGAUGUAAUGAAUGGAUGGUAUAAAUAAAUUAAGAAUCAGAAUAGCAACAAAUCCCUUAUUUUACAACUGCACUGUCUGCCUCAUCUGAUUAACACUAAAGAAAGUUACUUAAAAACUAAACAAACAAAACAAGAGAGAAACCUGAGUAUGUAUUGUAGAAAUGUAGAAGACAAAUAAAAUAUUUUUUCAAAUGUAAUUACUUUUAAUAUAUGCUUGUGGAAGGUCUAAUACUAUGUAUGCUGUCUCUGUAAUUUUUGCUGUAUAUAACUGGGGACAGUGAAUACACUGAUUUUUUCUAUGUCUCUGUUUAAGCAUAAGACUUUGUAAUGAUUUUUUUUAAAGAGGAAAAACAUCAAAGAGCAAAUUAUGUAAUUGCUUCCUAUAAGUGUAUUGUACUCUUCAGUUUUUAAGGAAACUGAUUGUAAUAGAUAAAGCCUUUUGACCAGCCGUUGAUGUUUAGUGUAUACUUCUGUUUGUAAUGGGG
Molecule: messenger RNA, 9987 nt
Organism: Cygnus olor (mute swan)
Lineage: Eukaryota; Metazoa; Chordata; Aves; Anseriformes; Anatidae
Gene: RORB
Product: RAR related orphan receptor B
Exons: 10
Coding region: 136-1515 (459 amino acids)
Biological process (GO): regulation of transcription by RNA polymerase II
Cellular component (GO): nucleus
Molecular function (GO): nuclear receptor activity; zinc ion binding; RNA polymerase II cis-regulatory region sequence-specific DNA binding
Source: RefSeq, a predicted model, not a curated record